Molecule: messenger RNA, 2109 nt
Organism: Colletotrichum godetiae
Lineage: Eukaryota; Fungi; Ascomycota; Sordariomycetes; Glomerellales; Glomerellaceae
Exons: 2
Coding region: 1-2109 (702 amino acids)
Source: RefSeq, a predicted model, not a curated record
AUGGGCCUCUUCAAGUCGGCCAACCCACCCGCCGCUCCUGGCGCAGUACCACGAUCUUUAACGGGCCAGUCCAUUCGGGGCAAAAUAUCAGGCCCGAUUCCUAUCCCUAGCCCAGUCGACGACGAAUUUCCAAUGCGCAACCCAGGCACCGGGAUUGCCACGCCUCUGACAGAGGGCGAUAUGCAGCAGCAAAUGAUGCAUCCGCCGCAGGCCGAACAAAGGGCCGGAUCGAUUGUCUCGGUCCCUCAGCCUCAGCCCGAAGUUUCACAGGCCCCGAGAGCAGACUCGGGGAUUGCACCAACGGGUUCCGCCGGUUCUGGCUCCGGUUCGGCAUCAUCACCAACAUCCGCGACACACGCCAACACGCCCCAGUCACAAAGAAGAACAAACGUAUCCAGCAACUUGCGGUACUCUGCUGUGAGUGCUUCAUCUGAACAGACGGGCGCGAGCAAGGAUCGCCCACAACGCAAAAAGUCAACAUUGCGCGGCGCAUUGGGGAAGCUUUUUGGUCGCAAAAAGAAGACGAGCUCUCAGGGUUCGACCGAUUCCCAGCGCGUAUCGACGUACAAUGCCUCGAACCAGCACAAGAGCGACACUUCCGGGUUAAGCCGAGUCAAGGAAGCCGAACCAAAGCGAUCGGCGUCCUUGCCGAUCACCGAGUACGACAGAGCAUUACGGUCUCACUCCAUUGGGCCCCAAGACAUUACCGCCAUUGAGAGUGCGCGCAAUUCCAUCAACGUCGACCCAUCUCUGUAUCAAGGUCACAAGAGGGCGGCCACCGCCACCACAAGUCAGAUCUACUCGGCCCCUUUCAGGAGUCGCGAGGGGGAACUCGCAGGUCUCUCGCCUCGCCCUGCAAGCACUCACGUACGCGGGAGUCGCUUGUUCACAGAUGACGAUGACCCCGAAGAAAUUGGGCGAGCCAUCACUAGUGAUGUUAGCCAAAAGCGCCGAUCUAGGAGUCUUAGCGGAAUGCAAAACCCAGAAGGACGAUCCGAAGUUCGGCGCAGAAGCGACGAAAUCCGAUAUUGGAGGGAAAGCUAUGACCCAGCCUUCAUCGCAUCGCCGGCGUCGUCCAAUAUUCCAGACCAUGAAAAUCAGUUCACGGGCAUGGCUCCUCCCAUGAGCAUGCCCGAGUCACCCAUCGAGCAGGGACAGGUGCACACACCACCUCAACCGUUCUCGUUUGGGAACUUGACGCACAUGAAUGUCAUGGCUGGCAUGAAGAUCACCCAGGCGGCCAGUAUCGAGACACGCAUAGAGACACUGGAGGAGAGGAUGCAUCGUGUGGAGGACGUGGUUACACAUCUGUGCAACUCUGUUCCUGGAUUCCAGAUCCACAUGAACCAGCCACAACGUCCUGCGCCUUCGGUCCCAGGUUCGAAUCCAUCUUCUCAAACGACAAGCACUGCAGUCAAUCCGGCACUGCAGCAACUCUCACGCCAACAAGCCCCAGUCUCUCGGUACAGUAGCUCUGCACAUUCCAAGGAAUCUCACACCUCCUUCGGCGAGACUCCCACGUAUGUGGGCUCUCUUCAACUCCCUGCAUCCAUGAACAGGCCGACGUCGAACUCCACCAUCCGAGGCGUAACAAGCUUACCUGCACUAUCUCGUAUCGAGCCGAACAGGGCACAAGAGACCUUCACAGCAGAUCAUUACACGAUGCUCCUUGCGCUGUUGGAGACGGAAAGAGCCUCUCGACAGGCCCUAGAGUCUCAGGUCAAGAAGCUGACGAGACGCUUGAACAUGAUCUCUGGACCCAGCGGUCAUGGCCGCAUGUCUCUGGCAAUGGAGCCUCCCCCAACGGCCAAGUCGUUUGGCAGCGUGUCUGCCUUUGACCAGGAUUCAUCCGACGAGGAGGAAGCCGCGUCAAGGACUCAUCAAUUCUUGGCCGAAGACUCUGGCGUUGGGACCGGCCCUGGAGACGAGGACUCGUACUCGGAGGUGUUCGCGACGCCAAGGGAAGAGCAGCAUCACGGCUAUGGCGCUUUCGGGGAGGAAUUGCGCGACGAGGACGAAGACCCCCAGCGGAAGAAGGCAGCCAGGACAUUGUCGCUGAGCCAAAUGACGCUGGGUAAGAAGCCAUCCUCGACAGGAGUGCGGAUUUGA